Messenger RNA from Ctenocephalides felis (cat flea), 1023 nucleotides. RefSeq names its product CLIP domain-containing serine protease 2-like. The transcript has 7 exons. The coding region runs from base 1 to 1023 and encodes 340 amino acids. Gene Ontology annotation, biological process: proteolysis. The record is from RefSeq and is a predicted model, not a curated record. NCBI's taxonomy places the organism in Eukaryota, Metazoa, Arthropoda, Insecta, Siphonaptera, Pulicidae. Gene Ontology annotation, molecular function: serine-type endopeptidase activity.
AUGAUCGCCAACUUUCUAGAGAAAAAAUACAGGAACUUGAUAGACAAGGCACAAGAACAUGGAAAAAGUUAUGAACAAAAUUCUGAAGACUCACAGGAAGAAGUUGACCCUGAUCUUCCAAAUGAAGACCUAAACCAGCAUAAGAAUUGGAAAUUGCUCAAUGAUGAAGAUUGUGGUCUCAGUAUAAGUGAUAGGAUAGUUGGAGGAAAAAAUGCCAGUCUAGGACAAUAUCCUUGGAUUGCAAGAUUAGGAUAUGCAAAAAAGAUUUUGUAUCCUGAUAUGUACGAUUAUUCUGAUGCUGAAUAUUUGGAUGAAAAUAAAGUGCUGGUUUUCGAAUGCGGUGCUUCUUUAAUAAGUGAUUUAUAUGUUGUUUCUGCAGCACAUUGUGUGGUGGGCCUGCCUUCUUCAAUAACAUUAGCGCGAGUCAGACUCGGCGAACAUAAUGAUCAAUCGGGUAUAGAUUGCGAGGACGAUGUUUGCGCAGAACCUGUCCAAGAUUUCGAUCCUGUGAAAAUAAUUCCACAUCCAGAAUACAAAGACGAACUAUUUAAACAUGAUAUAGCUCUGAUAAAAUUGGAUAGAAAAUAUAAUAAAAAUGGUUGGGUGUAUCCAAUUUGUACAAUUAGUGGAGACUUGAUUUUCAAGGACUAUGUGGGGACUUAUGCAGAAGUUGCUGGAUGGGGCUUUACAGAUCGAGACUCAGAAGUACUUGCACAUGUAUUGCAAACAAUUCAGUUGCCAAUUGUUGAAAAUGAGCAAUGUAACAAGGCAUAUAAAAAAACAACAACCAUAGGAAUUUCUCAAAUGUGCGUUGGUGGAGUUGUUGGAAUGGAUUCUUGUGGAGGUGAUUCUGGAGGUCCAUUGCAAAAGGUAGAUUUCAUAGGAGAUCAACCACCUAGAUAUUACCUCAUAGGAAUUGUUUCUUUUGGGCCAAAAUAUUGUGGUACUGAAAAACCAGCAGUUUAUACAAGAGUCGCAAAUUUUUUGCCCUGGAUUUUGGACAAUAUAGAUCCACACUUUUAA